CCCUCCCCUCUCGUCUCCAAAAGUUCCAAGUCCUCCAUUUCUUUCUCCUAGCUUACAAGCUGGAGCUAGCCAAUUCAUCCAUCUGUUCCUGGGUUAAUUAGAUAGGGGGCCGGGGUUUUAGAGGUGCUUUGGAUCGACUACCGAUCAAAUAAGCGCGUGCGUGGUAGCUGGCGAUGAUCAUGUCGGACCCGGCGAUGCUGCCGCCCGGCUUCCGGUUCCACCCCACCGACGAGGAGCUCAUCCUCCACUACCUCCGCAACCGCGCCGCCGAGUCGCCGUGCCCCGUCUCCAUCAUCGCCGACGUCGAUAUCUACAAAUUCGACCCAUGGGCCCUUCCAUCCAAGGCUAACUACGGGGACAGGGAGUGGUACUUCUUCACGCCGAGAGACCGCAAGUACCCGAACGGCGUCCGCCCGAACCGCGCGGCGGGGUCCGGCUACUGGAAGGCCACCGGCACCGACAAGCCCAUCCGCAGCAGCGCCACCAGCGAGAGCGUCGGUGUCAAGAAGGCCCUCGUCUUCUACAAAGGCCGCCCGCCCAAGGGCGUCAAGACCAACUGGAUCAUGCACGAGUACCGCCUCGCCGCUGCCGACGCGCACGCCGGAAACACUUACCGCCCCAUGAAGUUCCGCAACACCUCCAUGAGGCUGGAUGACUGGGUGCUGUGCCGGAUCUACAAGAAGACGAGCCAGAUGUCGCCCAUGGCGGUGCCGCCGCUGUCCGACCACGAGCAUGAUGAACCGUGCGCCUAUGGCGGGGCGUCCAGUGCCGGCAUGGUCAUGCAAGGGGGCGCUGCUUACCCGGGGCACGCGCUGGCGGGCACGCAGAGGAUGCCGAAGAUCCCGUCCAUAUCGGAGCUGCUCAACGAGUACUCACUGGCGCAGCUCCUUGACGAAGGCGGCGCCGGGGACAUAGCAGCACGGCCCGAUCAACACGCCGCCUUCCUCGGCCACCCCAUCAUGAAUCAAUAUCUUGUUAACAGCAGCGGCAGCAACAACAACAACAUGUCGCAGCUUGCGCAGACGGCGGCAGGCGGCGAGGGAGCUGCCGGGAAGCGCAAGAGGUCGGAGCACGGUGGUGAUAAUGGGUUGACGAGCCAGCAAGCGGCGGACAAGAAGCCCAACGGUUCUUGCUUCGGCGCAACUACGUUCCAAAUAGGCAGCAACCCCUUGCAGGGGUCCCUAGCCCCGGGAAAUCAGAGGCUGCUCCAUUUCUAACAUGGGGAUCGGAUCGGAUGAACUGAUGAUAGAUAGAUACGGGAUACUGUUUCUGCUGCUUCAGUCUGAAUUAUACAUGGUGUACUGGUGAUCUGGAGAACAAUUGUUGGGGGGUGAUUUAUUACACCAGAUAGGUCUAAAUUAGACAAAUUAUUGGUCAAUAUAUAUGUGGAGAAGGGAUUGUACUUGUACUCGCAUCAGGUGUGUCGAACGAGUGAACGACUAGCUAGGUGCCUAGGUCCAUCGUAGUAGAUUUCGUUUAUGGUGUGUAGACAUUUUUUUAAUUUAUAUUAUACAUACUAUGUGAUUGAUGCUUAGUAGUACCAAACUGGAUAGGGCUUGAUAAGACCUUGAGAUCGACGUACUGGAAAACCGGAACCAGAGAAAGAUGUCAAGAUGAAGCCGGAUUUGCUUAUAGUCAUGUAAACCAGUGAAAGAAAUGAUUCUUUAAUGGAGCCAUAUACUAUAUAUGUCUUGU
Brachypodium distachyon (stiff brome) is the source of this 1695-nucleotide messenger RNA. RefSeq names its product NAC transcription factor NAM-B1. Gene Ontology annotation, molecular function: DNA binding. Bases 174 to 1217 code for a protein of 347 amino acids. NCBI's taxonomy places the organism in Eukaryota, Viridiplantae, Streptophyta, Magnoliopsida, Poales, Poaceae. Gene Ontology annotation, biological process: regulation of DNA-templated transcription. The record is from RefSeq and is a predicted model, not a curated record. The transcript is spliced from 3 exons.